Messenger RNA from Xyrichtys novacula (pearly razorfish), 16216 nucleotides. The record is from the annotation of a GenBank genome assembly. Lineage: Eukaryota; Metazoa; Chordata; Actinopteri; Labriformes; Labridae.
UUUGGCCGCUUUGUUGCAGGUUUGUCGGAGGUUUCUGCAGAUUUUAGCUUGUGUGUUGCAGAGUGCUGUAAUGGAGCCGAGCUGGAGUACGUUUUUAUUCCAAGUAAGUGCCACAACCUCGCAGCAGUGCGGGAAACUGCGUGAACAUGAUAUAAACUACGUAGAAAUAAUUAGACAGAUUUUGGUUUUUCACUUUCUGGAAGGAAAUCGUGUUAUCGGAGAAAAACAAAGGUGUUAGCCUGUCCGCUUAUUAGCCAGUUAGCUCCGCUGUGUGGGAUGCAUUAGCACAAUGCUAACCCAGUGCUGAGCAGUUAUAUCGAACCCGAGACCUCCGACUGUGUCUGCUCUGUCUCUGGGCCUGUCGGUCUGGAUCGUGGUAACCAUCCGACCCCCUUUCUAACUUAUUUUGAGAAAAGAUGAGAUCCUUCCCGGUCAGCACUGAAUAAACCUGAAGCUCAGCAGUUGCUUUGCUGUUCAUGCGCGCGCAUUAGCAAAUUAGCUAGCAUGUGUAGCUAGUGCAGCUGCACGAUAGUGAGUUAUUCGAAGCUAACCGUAUGGCAGCACAGUUAUCGUCCUAUGAAUGCUGAUAACAAUAUAAGGAGUGCAGUGUUCAACGCACACUGAGCUUUCUGUGGAUGAACUCAUGUUUAUACAAACUAAUCGGGCAUCACAUUGUACAGUGAGCUCGAGCUAAUGCUAACGUUGUAAACUGAUGGCUAACUAGCACGCGGACAGCAGAGAUUUAAGCACACUUAACAGUAAACCUUUUUUAUUUAUCUCUUAAUGCCUAACUUUGUCAACUUUCAAAACAUUUUCAACACAGUUUAACGUCUUCCUUAGUGUAAACUCUUCAAUAUAGUGUUUUCUUUUUGAGAAACUUAAUUCGACAUGUGCAGCUAGUUCAAAGAACUUUUACAAGUCGCGGACAGGGAUUUACGGGCUUCUGCAGACAUAAACCAAACGAUGGUUUUGGUUAAAUACAGUACUGUGAUGAUAAGGCUGUGCUGGAGUCAGAAAGAUUUCAAUAUCAGGAGAUUCUAAAACCUUAGCACAGAAACUAUUGCAGUCAAAAACAAGGCAAUGUGUCCAGAAAAGUGGUAAUCUUAUCCCUCAUGGAAAUAACUUUUAGUUUACAUCUUGUUUUAUUGCCGUUCAGAUUAACUGUGCUAGUCUGAUAAGAGAGUAAUUUGUUACUCAAACUGAACAAAAGCUGCACAAUAUUGGAAAUGAUGAAUAUCUUGGGAUCACAAUAUGUUUGCCUCUUGCACUUUGAGUUGUAAUAUUAUUUAAAACAGGAGUUUUAGAUGAGUGCAGCUUACAGCCCAGGUACACAUACACAAUUAACACAUCUUAUUUUAAAAAACUUGAUCUUUAUGUCUGUUUCCAGUCUUGCGCUACUUUUAAAACUUCCUUUCUCCCCUCCAUCAGCAGCUAUCACACCUUUAGAAGCAGAAAGAUGAGGGGGAGAGGAAACAUGUUUACAUUUUACAGUCAUGUGACACAUUAGUCUAGACCUUGCAUGCACAGUGGUCGGUUCCCUGUGUGUUCAAAGUGAAGACUUGUGCUUAAAUGAUAUCAGAUUGAACUUUGAUUUAGAUUAAUCAUUGAAUACAAGAAACUGGUGUACUUCAGGUUGUAUGACAGACAUUGUGUAUCCUGUGAUGUGACUAUUAUGAAGGCGCAUAUUGCAAUUGCAAUUGCAACAAUCAACAAGAUAUUGUUCGGCUCUAUACCACACAACUGUCCAAAGGAUCUACACUGAAAUCACAAACCUGCUGACUGAGAUUUUGUUUUUUAUUCUCUGGCUCAAAAAGUUGUGAUUAAUCUCUACACAGUGUAGCCACAGCAGAAUACAAAAACAUUAAACGAUGAUGUUAUGAAGUAGCAGCAGUUCCCCGGGGAUCAGAGACUUCUUUAUAGUCAGACAAGUUUAUUCUGCUCACUGAAAGUUGUUCUGAAAUCCUAUAAGGGAAGGUUAUUGAUCUCCCCUGCAGUCUCAGAAUUAUUUACCUUUGCUUGUAUUCGUGACAUUGUCAUAACAGAAACAUGAUGGUCCCCUUGAGUUCUUUUAGUAUUAUUGUUUUAACAUGGCAGGAGAUAAAUUCAUAAUGUGUGCAAACAGACACUACAGCGCAUCAAACAUGACUGCAAUUCCCAUGAACCAUGUUGGUUUAGGAUUAAGGGAGGCAGUCAGAGCUGUGUCUGUUUUUCAUUGUUGUGUUUCUGCAGUGAGAGAAAUACAUCACUAAAGUUAUUAAAUUGAACUAACAUUGUUUGGGGAUUUUCUGUGCCAAUUUAAAAAUGUGAAUUUAUGUUUUAACAUGUUUUAACACACUGGUUCUCAAGUCCAGUCCUCGAGGCCCACUGUCCUGCAUGAUUAUGAUGUCUCCCUGCUCCAACACACCUGAUUCAAAUGAUCAGCUCGUUAUCAAGCUCUGUAAUGGCUUAAUAACGAGCUAAUCAUUUGAAUCUGAUGUGUUGGAGCAGGGAAACAUCCAAAACAUGCAGGACAGGGGGCCUCGAGGACUGGACUUGAGAACCACUGUUUACACAUUUAAUAUAGCACAACUUCGCCAUGGCGGCAGGAUAUAUAACGGUAUGAGUUAACUUUAGUCGCGAUCUUGUCCGUAUUCAGUGAGGUAUGCUUGAGUGAGUUCUGUCAAUAUUACACUAACAGAAGUUGUGUUGAACUCACAAAAACAUUAAGAUAAUGAAAAACAAAUCCUAGUCUGUGAGCUCAUAAUCAGAAUAUUUUUCCCCAUGUGAGGAUUUCAAAGGUAAUCAAGAUUCCCCUGUCAUGAUAACAGUGGGAAUAAGUGGGAAAAUUAUUCAUGUUAACAUCAUACAAUUAUUUCAGUUUUAGUGUUUUAAAACUGUCUGUUGUUGAAAUGUAACAGUUUCCUCAUCAGACUUAAACUGAAGUGUAAGGCUCAUGUUCAAAGAGACUGUAAAGUCCGAGUGGUGGAUGUGAUGGAGCUUCAGUUGCCAUGGUGUUUGUCAUACUUAAAGAGCAGAGCUUGUGUGUCUGUGUGUGGGGGCAGUUAAAGAGCUGCAGCUGUUAGUGUUGGUGACAGGUUGGUGUAAUGGCAGACAGAUUACCUGGAAGGAGAGAGGUUCAGCUCAUGUGAUGAAGCUUUAAUGAUGUCCUCUUGUUAUUGUUCUGCAGUGUUAUGAUGAAGCUGAGGCUGCUGGAGGGAGGGGGGAGGGGGGUGACCCACAAAUGUUGUUUGUUUCAAAACUUCAGCCAUAUUGUACUUAUCAUUAACAUUUUUUAGAUGUUUCGUUCCGUUGUGUCUCAAAAAAGGAGGACAAGUUUGAUGGCAUAAUAACAAAUCUCAAAGGAGGAAAAAAACCUGCUUGAUUAAAAUGUAGGUAUUUCAAAGUUUCACCAGUUUUUCUGUAAGUUUUUUAAGCACAGAAUGAACCACAGCGUCUCUAAAACAGACUCCGUCACAGCGAACCCUAAUGGUGCCUCGCAGUGACACAAACAAAGACAGGAUUAGUUGUAUUUGUACUAUUUCUUGUUAAUUUCCGUGACUCUUUUUUUUGGUGGUGUUUAUCUUGGACAGGCACUCGGCCUUCACAACAGAUUUGAGUCAAAGAUUGGAGCAGCGUGGUGGAACAGCAGGCCGCUCUGCUGUGUUUCUGCCUGUCUAUGACUGCACACACACAUGCUAGCAGAAAUGCUAAUUGCAGUAAUGAUUGCAGUGUGAGUGCUGCUACAGUGUGGAGGAAAUAAAAGCAAGUCGACAACCUGUGACGGCCCCCGGCUCUCAGCACCACGCUCACACACACAGCAUGGCCGCCUGCACCGUGUCCGGCAGCUGAAUGGACGCCCUCCCCCUCAGCCCCCCUGAGGGCCAUAAGUGCAUCAGUAGUUGGAUUUGUGUCGUCCAUAAAAGAACACAGUGGGGGGAAAAAGCAGCACUUGGGAUACACCCCCCUCUCACCCCCCCUUGUAGCUGACUGGGUUGGGAUGCUUGGCUGAACCUGAAAGGCGCGGGUCAGGUCUUUAACCCUGGCCGCUGGUGAUUACAGAAAAGAACAAGGCGCUCUCCAUCGCCUCGUCUCUGGGAUGACCUGUUGUAAAGUUGCUGCUUACAUCGCGGAUCCCUGCUUCCCCCGGACAAAAUAUUCAUACAGCCCCCCCACCCCCUCACCCCCACCUUCUGUUGGUCCUGUCCCACAGGGGAUCAGCCAUGACCAAUCACACAAUGCCUGCCAGCAGCUGCAGACUUAAGAUGUCCUCCAAACACUGUUUUGCAAGGGGUUAAGUUUUCUGUGCGUGUCACUGCUUUAUUUAUUUAAGCUGCGCUUCUUUAUUGUCUCAUUUUAAUGUGGCACCUCAGACUUAAAUACGCAGGUUUUUGUAAUUUGAAGAAUCCCUCAACAGAACACCUGCUCGAAAAAAGCUAACCGUAGUAGAAUGAGUGUAGAGGGUUGAAUCUGAUGCUAAAGUGCUGUCUUCGAGACUUGGCGUCUUAAUGAGAGGUUCAUUUUAUUUUUGUCGAAAUGAUGGUAGGUCUUGAUGACUGUGACGUUGAUGAGCUAAAUCUACUUUUUAAGUGUUUUAACAGCAUUUGACACUCAGCUUUGUUAGCGGACAUGAAAACGCCUCUUUUUUUCAGUCUUGUAAACAUACAGUAGCGAGCAUAAUGAUAUAAGGAGUCCAGAGUGAGAAGCUCCUGUCCCAGCCUGACUGUUGAAGCACCUCUGGACCUGUGAGGCAAUAAAAGAUGUUUUCAUUAUUAGUGAUUAAUCAUAUGAAUUAAUGUAGAACCCAUAAACAUUUACAGUAAAAAUGAAAAUCCUUGUCAAAAAUGAGAAUUUUGAAUACCUUAUUAUCCAACACAGCUACAUGUUUAAAUGCCUUUAGCAAGCAUUUAAUUAAGAAUGAAACGUUUGAAUAUAGUGUGCAACAAAUUCCCAGAAGUGAGGUAUCACAGGUAUGAAGUUUUCUGCUUUUUUCUUGUGUGAUGUAUAGAAGAUCAGGUUGAGUUGAGGGCAGGGUAUAGGGUGAGACAGAGUAGUGAGUGAAAACAAAUCCAAUAGCAGAGUAAAGGUCAUGUACGUUUAGAUUCAUUGAUUAAUAAAAAAGUGUUUUCACAGGACAGCACUUGGUGAAUUUUGCUGUUAUAUAUUGCAGUUAUGCACUAUGCUGAUGUAAUGUUGGCACUGUUUUGUAAUCAGAUCAUUGCAUCAGACAAGAUACGAGUUAAACAGCCUCUGAGGAAGAAAGGUGAUUUGUUUUGUGGCCACCGUAUGCGACGCCUUUUGCUAUUACUGCGUCAGAACAUGAAAACACGUCUGCACUGAGGCUCAGUUUGAUAUGUUCUCUCUUUCCCUCCAGCGCAGUUUGAAUGUAAUUUACUUCUUUUAUAUAUAAAAUCUAUACUCUGUGCCUGUGCCCUCACAUCUUGGUUUUAGCACAUAGGGUUUGAUAUGCAGUAACAUAUUUUAUGUGAGAUUGUCCUCUAUCUGAUUUUACAGUUAUUGCUAUUAUUACAUAGUGAGCCAUGAAAAACCCUGAAUAUUGCCUUUAUUGGUAUUACUGGUGACAGCCUUCCAUCUGAUUGUUGAUGCCUGCCUUGAUCAAACUUCCAUACAAGUACCAAAGUAGAGCUGGGUGAUAAACCGAAAAUUUACUGAAACCUAAAUUCAUGACAAUAACGGAUGUCAUUUUUCCAAUGUCAAUAUAUAUUUGGUGUCAAAAAAAUAAAUAAAUAAAAGUUGGUUUUGGAUGUGUAGGUCGGCUAUGGUCUCAUUUCCCUUUUAAGACGUUGUCUUUCGGUGGAGACAUGACUCCACCCCAUCCAGUUUGUAACAAAGAGGGAAAGACAGGUGAGGAGAUGGAGGACAGUUCAAAAGUUGUAGUGGCUGAAGUAGCCGAAGUUAAUGUGGGAGAGGGUGAGCAGCUUGUGGAGCAGUUAUCCUUGAUUUAUCAUUAUCGAGGUGAACUGCUCAAUAUAUCAUGAUAUUGAUUUGAGGCCAUAUCGCCCAUCCCUCAACCAAAGCCAAUGAGAUGAUGCUUUGAUUGUUUUGAUAUGAUCCCUGCUUUUGAUGCCUGACCUCAAACCAGCGUUUCUUUGUCAUGACCUUGUAUUUUUGUAUUAACAUGAUUUUCUAUGUCUCUUGUUACAGCAGGCCAAUGAGGCUCUGCAUCACCAGCACCAGGUAGCCGGGAAUAGUCUGUUGCCUUUGCUCAGUUCAGGAUCUGAGCCGCCUGAUCAGAAACCAGUGCUGCCCAUCCCUUUGGACCAGAAACCCCCUGUCAGUGCAGCAGAACUUCUUAAAGACAAUGUGGCCAGUGGUACAGGUGGAGGAGGAGGGGGAGGGCCUCCUCUUGCUGUGGUCAAAAAAGAACCCAAGUCAAAGACGCCCUUCAUCUGCGGUUACUGCAACAAAGCUUUCAGAGACAGCUAUCACCUGCGGCGGCACGAGUCCUGCCACACCGGCAUCAAGAUGGUGUCCAGACCGAAGAAGACUCAGACAGCCCCCACCAUGGUGCCCCUUAUAUCUACAGUACCCCGAGAGAACAACGCCAACCAGUCUUAUAUCACUACUGUAGCUGGAAUCCUGACAACGGCCACCACGUCUACGUCCACAGGCACCAGCAUCAUGACCCCAAUGCAGCACCAGCAGCAGCAGCAGCAGCAGCAGCAGCAGAGCGUCCCCAAGAAGCCCCCCAAACCUGUGAAGAAGAACCAUGGCUGUGACAUGUGCGGCAAAGCCUUCAGAGACGUGUACCACCUAAACCGUCACAAGCUGUCGCACUCCGACGAGAAGCCGUUUGAGUGUCCGAUCUGCCAGCAGAGGUUCAAGAGGAAGGACCGCAUGACGUAUCACGUCCGCUCCCAUGACGGAGGGGUCCACAAGCCUUACAUCUGCUCUGUCUGUGGGAAGGGCUUCUCCAGGUAAGUCUGUGAAGGGGACCCUGAAACAAAGCUGGGGUACAUGGUAGCAGUUUCUAUGCUAUGUGCUAAUGGUUCAUUUAGGUCUCAUUAAAUUCUGUUUGUCACCCCUGUAAAAUUCCCCUCAUAUGACCCACUAUCUGUCUUUUAUUGAAUAUUUUGCGCUCAUACGCUGAAGGAUUUGUCUUUAUCUCCUCUUCCAGACCUGACCACCUCAGCUGUCAUGUAAAGCACGUCCACUCUUCUGAGAGACCGUUUAAGUGCCAAGUCACGGUAAGACUCUCCUACUUCUUUCUCUUCUGUUUAUUCCAAUUUAAGAUUAGUGACAGUAUUGGUAUACGAUGAUCAAAUUCAAUAGUUACCAAAAUAUGAGACAGCCACCCUUUGACCAGUCUUUGUAAAAUGUUCAUGUGUAUUUUUGUGUUGAUAUAUGAUCCCAGAGGUGUGGUCGGGAUCCUGAGAUGCUCAAAGAAAAAUUGAACUGUUUCUGUGUCGCAGGCCUGUACCUCUGCCUUUGCUACCAAAGACCGUCUGCGCUCCCACAUGAUCAGGCAUGAAGGUAAAGUCACCUGCAACAUCUGUGGUAAGAUGCUGAGUGCUGCCUACAUCACCAGUCACCUCAAGACGCACGGCCAGGCCAGUUUCAACAACCCCUGCAACAAUAAAGGUAAGACCGGCUCAAGGACUCUGCACACGUGAUCAAAAUGACAUGAAAACAGCAGCGUCCAAAACACAGUAGACACACACCUGCCAACAUUCUCACAGAUGCAUCUAAAAAAAUAAAGUUACUAAAACUUAAUUUAAUUCAAAAAGGCAAACUCUUAUAUAUUGUUAUACUGUAUUCAUGACAUGUAAAGAGAGCACUUUGAACAUGUUUUUGUCUUAAUCCUGAUGAUUUAGACUUCAAGCUAAAACCCAGAAAUCCAGUGCUGAAGAUAUUAGAUCAUGUUCAUAAUCUUCAAGGGAUUUUCAUUUAUUUACUCAGUACUUGGGCUCCCUACGUCCAAGUUCUGCAUCAGUGCAGAGGGGCUUAGACCAGAGGCAACUACCUGUUGCACUGCUGAGGUGUUAUUGAAGCCCAGGAUUCUUUGAUUACAGCCUUCAGCUCGUCUAUUUUUCUUAAGCUCAGGUUUUUCCUCAUCUUGCCCUUGACCAAAGACAUUGAGAUAUAAGAUACAAGUCAGGUGAUUUGGCUGCUCAUCCAGCACAGUAAUGUCAUUGUCAGCUAUCAUUGGGCAGUAGUUUCAGCGCUUUGGGUGGGCGCCAGUUCUCACUCGAAAAUGAAAUCAACACGUCAUAAAGUGUAAAGAUGAAAAGAUAUUUACAGAUGAAAACUGAAGUUUUCACAAGUGUUGGAAUGGCUGCAUUGACUUUGGCUUUGAUCGAAGACAGUGGGCCAAAACCCGCAGAUGACUUGGCUCGUGGCUAUCACUGGAUCAACAAUCAAUGACAUCACAUCUCUUGUUCAGCACCCUUUCUGUGUUGUCAGAAUAAAGCCAUAGAAAUAAUGACAAAAACACACAGCCCCUGUCACUCUUGGGCUAAUCUUAGAAUUGAUUAAUUAAUGUUCAUCUAACCACUGUAUUAUUGUGGUGUGCUAAACCCAAUAACAAGAGUAGUUAGCUUAAGUUCGUAAAAGCACUAGAUUGAUGCAGACAGCAGCUUGGACAGUAGAGUUAAAGACGGAUGGAGAUGUUCAAUAACAUAUAAGUGCUGAAUGCAAACACACUGGAAACCUCAGACUAUUUAAGUUUCCUUGACGUUAAUUUUGGUCAGCUAGAGUUUAUUUGUGGACUGUUGAAUAAAAGACUAGUUACUGGGCUUUUGUUGUCUCCACAAGCACCUUCCUGUUGUUUGAUCAAUGCCCUCAAAUCUGUUUUCCCCUAUGCAGUAAAACACAUGCCAAAUACAGGCCUGAUGACAGCCUGGCAUCACCCUGAAGUGCCAUGAAGCCUAAAUGUUUGAUAUACAACCCCUCCCCAUGAACACUGUUGAAGCUGUUCCCCAGAUGACAGCCCUGCUGUCCUGUACUCUUGUAAUCCCCUAUGUGUCUGUAUUUCCGACUAGGCAUAAGUGACUGGCAGUGGAACCACUCAGGGCCACGAAAAGGUAAACCAGUAGCUAGUAGCAGAAACCCCAAACACCAUAUUACCCUCAAAGUGGCCAGUUUUUCUUCAACUUUCAUGUCACUGAAGUAAAGAGAUGAUUUGUUUCUCAGGAAUGCAUUUAUUUAAGGUUCACCUGUCGUGACGAUGUAGAGCUUUGUUUAAUGUAAGGUUAAAUUUCAUAAAGCAGGAUCAGUAGAUGUUUGAAAUGAACCACAAACUGGACCAUAACAUUGAGCUUGAUGCACACUACCUGUCCACCAAUCACAGAUAAAUCUCUACCCCCCAUGACUUUGUCCAAUUUUUGAUGAUAAAUCGGCAUGUUCAAAUAUUUACUCCAGAGUAUUAUAAACUAUAAUGUUACUGGUAAAUGCUUUAUUGAAACAUGAUUACCCAGUACAGUUAUUCCCAGGUAAAAAGGGGUCAGGAAUUACCCGACCACCAGCUCACUUUCUCACAGCAUUGGUGAGACAAGCUGACAAAGAACCUGAGCUCACCUGGGAUCAGACUGUUGGUCCUGCAGGAAUGUGUGCAUCCAGCUGUAGACUUGAGAGCAUUAGAUCUAUUUUACGAUGAGUAAAUCUGUGUUUCCACCACAAUAAUUUCCUCUGGGGUCUGGGGACAUUAGACGGCUGAAUAAAUUUCUAGGUAUUCGAUUUUACCCCCAGACAGUCUCUGUUUGGGGGAUAGUACUCUUAAAAAUUUAGGGGCAUCAGGAUUGGGUUUUCAGGGUUGGGACUCUAGAGGCUCUUUCACACACUGGCAGAGCAACUUAAUGGCUCCUCGGCCUCCAAAAAGAAGUGUCUGGGACUUUUGGUGGAGAUGCAGCUUUACUGUUUCAAUUGAAAGUUUUAAAUGAAAGCAGAUGGACAGUUAGCUGGUUAGUCUAUUGAUCCUGCUUUUUGAAUUUACCCCUCAGGUGAGUUGACGGUAGGAGAGAUUUUAAAUAACUCCUUCCAAGUCCUUAUUGACAACUCUCACAAAGGUAGGUUCUUCAUCCAUACUCCCACAGUUGUCACAAUGUUUUAAUGAUGAUGUGUUGAUGUUUCAGUGACCAGACAAACACCCUCAUAGCGCACAAGGCUGCUGGCUCGCCAUGUUUUGGACAGGAUGUGCAUCCAAGAGGCUGAUCAGAUCUAAACUUUCCGUCGUUAUGUCUUUCUUGUUUUUACACAGAGGCCAACAACGUGCACAACAACUCGGCCACCACAACGCCAGUCACCAACUCGGCAUCCAUCUCCUCAGCUGUGAACCGCGGCCCCAAUGCCAGUAAUCCUGUAACCAUCGCAGCGCAAAUGAACAUCGCCACCAGCACAGUCAACAUCACAUCUCCGGUCAACCUGCAGCACCCGGUCACGAUUACCGGCCCCGUCAACCUGGCUUCCGUCAACAUCCCGACCACUGCACACAUGAAUAUCGCUCACCCGGUGGCCAUUACCACGCCCAUGCCCAUGAAUAUCACAGGGCCACUCAACAUCGCCAUGAGACCCAUGGAGAGCAUGCCUUUUCUAUCCCAGGUCCUGCCUUCCUCCCCGCCCUGGUAGAGCUGGUUUUAAACGCGUGUUAGAGCUGAUAAUGUUAUAACUGUCUGAUAACAGAGUCAACUGUCAGGUAACUGUAAUGUGGUAGAACCUGAAACCUUUGAAGUUAAUGAUGGAUGAAACAGAACCAAGUCCUGUAGACUGCGUUAAGGUCGUUGUUAGAGGGAGGGGUAUCAUGCGUUUUUUCGGACUCUAUAUUUCCUUCCUGAUAUCUCUUAAAAAGCUUUAUGUGAUUUUCAGAUCAAAAACAGCCUCAAAUUUCUCACAGUUGUGUCAAAAUCUCUCUUUAAGGCCGCCUAUUCACAAGCCCACUGUCUUCUGAUUGGUCGUCUCUCCCAUUUGUCUCCCAUUUACGCACAUUUUUCAGAUAUUUUAGCGGUUUACAUCUACUUUCCAAGAUUCUUGCAGCAUACGUUUACCUUGUGAUUUGAAACUUUGCAUACGUGCAGUAUUGACGGCAAACUUUGUAACUUUCUGGUUUUCAUCGUAAAUCUGGGAAAGCAUGAUACCCGUCCCUUUAAGGCAUUAUUCAUCAGUUAUUUCUUUUUUUGUAUUUAUAUAGGAAGUACAUUCUCAGUCAUUUUUGACCCGCAGUGUUAGAAUUGAGUAAGACCGUAGGGAUUAAGAACGGUUUUGUGGAGUCUGUUUUUGGCUCACUCGUGUAAAGAUAAAUUGAUAAAAUGAAGGUAUUUCAUCACAUUGAUGAAAAACAUUGAUAAAGUAUCGUCCCACUUAAGCCCCGCCCAGUAACUUGAAUCCCUGAAUAAUUAAUUAGUUGUACUCAGAUUUUGCAUUUUUUUGUUGGGUUUGUGGUCAGAGUCUGAUUUUUAUGAAAGUCUUUUUUUUAACAGUAAAAAGACACAAUUUAAAACAUGAAAAAGCACCAAAAAAGCUUUCAAAUGGUUCUAAAACUGCUAAUUUCACCACGAAUUAACUGUGAAAGUCAGAUAACCUUGUGUUUCUUAGAUGAACUAUGCAGCAGACAACUUUAGACCACGUUUUUGCAUGCAGAUUAUGUUGGGGAAGGAUGUGUAAAGGGUUUAAUUUGGAGCAGAUAUGCUGUGUAAAUACGAGACGUUUAAUGCCAAAGAUGUAAGUAAAGUGUUUCCACUUAAAUGCUGCAUUAUAAAAAAGACAAGGGAAAUCCUUUGGACAGCAUUUAGACCACAGUGAGGUGCUUAACUUACCUUUUAAAACUACAAUUACAAACCCUAGCACCCUCAGGCUUCCAUUUGCAUCUUACUCAUUCGUGUUAGGAAAAAAGACCUACAACUUCUUAUAAUUACUUUUUAUCAUCUGUUAAUUCGUGUCUCAAGAGGUUCCUCACAUGUACAGAUUUCAUCCCCCUUUAAAAAGGAGUAUUUUCUUCCAUGUUGACACAGUUGAAUGUUAUCAGGCAGUUCUGACAGUAUCGGCUGCGACAGCUCACCCUCACUGUUUGUAUUUAUCCCCUGUUUACUCCUGUCCCCGCUUCACUAGUUUUUCUCUGACAGAUAGGUGAGGAUGAGCUGGUUUGUGGCAGCAGUCGACACACAGCAUGCUGCAGGAAGGAGAACCCUCUAGAGCCCUUUUAUCGGACUUGUUUUAAGUUCUGUUUAGCCGCAGAAGGACCGCGUAGGUUUUGUUCAAGUUAACCAGCUUCGAAGAUGAUUUCCUCAGCUGAUCAUGUGACUUCAAAUGUGGGUGAUGUAUGACACCUGAGGCAUUGUUUCACAGCUACUUAAAUGGAAGUGUAUCGCUGGACUUGUUCUUCAAUGCUUCCUCUUAAGGCAUAUUUUGUUUCAUGUUCUUUUUUUAUAUUGUUCUUUUAGUGGACUUAUCAGUAUUUGAUAGUUUAUGUAUUUUAAAGUUAAACAAAGCUUCCAUUUUGGGGGAGGGGGAGUUGAGUGAUAAUGUAGAUUUUACUGAUGGUUCUGUCGAUGAUCCAUCAAUGAUCUUCUCCCCCACUGUGUCUAUAUUUCAACAUUGCUGGAAACCAGUCACUGCUGGAUCUCUGCACAUGUUUAACAGUGACACGUGUUUGUAUGUAUUUAUAAAUCAGGACAAGACGGUUGAAGGUACAGCAAAGAUGAAAUUUCUCAAACUAAAGCAUGUCACUGAGGUCUCGCCUUUUUAAAAUGGCAGUAUUAUCAAAGGUCAAAGGAUUUUAAAUCUGAUUACUGAUGCUUUUCUAACUGUAGAGGUCAAGAGCGACACCCAGUGGCCUGUUAGACUGUGUGCUACAUGAGCAGUCCCAAAGUGAACUCUUGUGCUUUGUUCUGUUGAUUAGUUUACUUUAGCAGGUGUAGGAUCCCAUCACUGUCAGUCAAACUCAGGAACGUUACUGAGAAUAGUUUUCAAACAUUUGAACACUGAUCAUUUCUUUGUAAAUAUCAAACACUAUCUGAUUGCCUUUCACCUGUGGGAGUGAGGAAAACUCCGCGCAACACAGGUAACAAUGCAAGAACUGUAUCACUUCUAAUGUGACCGUCCAUCCGGAGAGUACAGAGAAACCAGCAGAGUGUCAACAAAGGAAAAGGCUGGAGUCAGGCUCUUCUUUUUAGCAACGUAGUAGACAAGACCUAAACCCAUCAGUUGAUCCUUUGAACAACCAUCAUAUGUGUGGUUGCAGCUUGAUAUGGCUUAUAACUUAUAUCAAAUAGCUGUUAUGUUGAUUUUAAAAAAAAAAAAAAACAUUGGAAACACAGAACGGUUUACCUUUCGAGUUAAACCAAGACUUACUCGAUUGACACAUAGGUGCCUGUAUUUUUACUACUGAUGGAGAUACGAUUUUUAUUCUUAAGUUAUUCUUCCGCUGCAUGUGUGACUAGUAAGAAGAGUCCAUAAUUCUUGCGUCAGAAUUUUAGUAAACCUCACACUUCAACAACGGUCUCGCAUUUUCGUGUGUUUAUAUAACAAAAUAUGUCAACCUUGCGAUUUGAAAACCAAACUUAAACUGCAGUUUUUAUCGUAAAUGUGGAAAAGCAUGGUACCCCCCUUUUAAUGGUUUUCCUCAUUUGAGGAUCUGUUCUUAGGUAAAGCAUCCUCAGUAAUACUCCAACAUGGUUCAGACUUCUCUCCUUGGAAUCUCUUUGAUUCAGGCGUAUCUAUUAUUAAAACUGCUCCCUGUUCAAUACUGAGGAAGACUCCUCUCUGAUUUAGACUUCUGUUUGUGGUCAGAUAAAAGCCAUUUCAUUCUCCAACAAAAAGGCCCUUGGGAGCCUUCAUUCCAAAUUGGUCAGUCAUUAUCAGACACUAAAAUCAGCACUUUGAGAAGAAACCUCAGAGCAGGCCAAGUUAACCCAAAGGGUUACAUUCUAGACAGCCACAGCUGGCUGCUGACGCAUCCUACUGAAGAAAGUGUAGAGUUGAAAUCCAGAUUCCCUCUAAAAGUCCCAGGUUUUAAAAUAAUUUAGUUUUAAUUUAAUUGACAAAUUUGAUUUUAGUGCAGAGUAGUCAUCACUCCAGCCUUUACCUUUGUUUGACAAACUUUCUCUGUGGAUCUGACUCACUUAGCUUGGCGUGUUGUUGUUCCAGCUGUAAUCUUAUUGUUUCCUAUCAUGACUGGAAAGUUGAGGCUGUGACCACAAAGGAGGCUUUAUGUACUAUUAGUUAAUUAUUAGAGUUAAAGUGUCUUAAAGGGUUUCCACAGAUAUCUGUCACCUUCCUACUACAGUAUGUUACAUCACUCGAGGUGAUGUAAGCUAACAUUAUUGCUGCCUUGCAGACUAACAUGUUUGGCUGUGGGUAGAUUUUUGUUACAGUAUGUUAGUCAAUCAGAACCUGAGGCUGUAAGGAGAAACUUGAAUGUUUGCUGCAUCUAUUCAACCCUGAGCUGACCUUUUUAAAAUGGCCUCAAACCAUUUGUGGAUGGAUGACCGUUUGUUUUCUUUCUUGAGGUCUGAACAUGUCUUCAGAACCACAACUGGUCCCAGUUUCUUGUAGUUCGAGUACAAGAAAGAAGAGUGAGGUUUUUUCCAUUUAAUAUUGGCUGUAGUAUUUUGACUCGUGCAGACCUGGUCUGUUUAACUUGGUCAAGAAAUCCCCACAGAUUAGGUUGGAUGUGUCUCAUCUCAGCCCCUGGAUGAUGGUGUGUUAAAGCCUCCUUUGUGAUCUCAGCCUCAGCUGACCUUCAUACUGUCCCACAGUUCGCUGGCUGUUCGUGUUGUGGGGGACACAAAAAAUGGACUUGUUUUUGGAUGUGAAGCCUAAGUGAAGGCCUUUGUUCAUUGCAGGAUCUCUGAAGCACUUGCAGCAAAAAGGAUGCACAUACUACAGAGAAGAGGUACCUAAAGGGCAUUUAUGUACGGUGGAGUCACAUGUUGGUUGGCAGCCACGCUUGCUUGACCUGUUAGCUUCAGUCUUCGCCAACACUGUCCACCACAAGAAGUGCUCUAACACUAAAUGGCAUUAUGAUUCUGGAAAAUGACGAUUCUUUCUCCUUGUUUUUCUUUUUUUCUCCAAAUAUUGCAUGUGGACGACAGAGCUCGUCCAGUGUAGGUUUGAGUUCAACAACUGUUCUUAGAAGGAUAGCGACUUUUUAUGAGAUGAAAACACUAAAAAAAGUAGGAUGUCAGGAAGUUUGAGGUGUCAUUUGUCCUUCAGUGGCUGUAAACAAAGUGUGCCUGAAAUACUUCACGAGACUCUUCCACACUUCGACGACUCCUCCUCUGGACGGUCUGUGUGAUGAAAAGCUUUGUGAAGAAGCCUUCAUUAAUUCAGAUGACAGAGGACCCAUCGGGUCCACAAACCAAACCUUGUCUUUAUUAGCUUUUUAUUUUUCAACCUGAUUCUGUUUUAUUUCAGGAGCAACAUUGAAACAUGAAUUGGUCUUACUUUCUAAAUGUAUCGGUGACAUUUAACUAUGUGGUUUGAUUUGACUCCAGCCCAGUGUGAGAAAAAAAUAACAAAAGACAAACGUUUAUUUGGCCAAAUGAUGUUUUUAUUUUUUAAAGUUUGUGUGAUGAAUUUGGCAGAUGUGAAGGCAAAUGAAUGUAUAUCUUUGUACAAACCAUUUAGUUCAGAGGACAUGUUAGCAAAGAGACUCAUGCAAGAAAAACAAACCUUUUAUAAAACCUUUUGUAUUAGAACAUUAACAAUGGUAAUUUUUGUAUAUACGAAGGCUAGGCUUUCUGAUUAGCAGAAAGGUAAAACAUUCCUACAUUUUUUUUAAAUGUAUGUCCAUUGAGAAUAAUUAUGGAAACAUAUGCGCAAUGUUUUAUGUGCCUUUUAUUUGGGUUUGUCUAAAUAAAAGAAAACAAUAAAACAUGAUUGUGGACUGUCCAUGCUGAGUCGAUCCUGUGCAUCUCAGCCACACCGAUGCUCCUCUUCAUCAGAGAAACACUCUUCUUCAUCGGAGAGAUGCUCCUCCUUGUUUUUUUUUUUUUAGUUUUUUUUUUUUAAGCUGAGUUGGGUUGGUCGCUGAAGUCUCCGCUCUGCUUUUGUUGGACGUCUCUCCGUGUCUUCACCGGCUCACUGGCUCACAGUUGGCCUGCUCAUGAUGAAAGUGCCUCUGUGACUUCUCUUACUGGAGGGGAUUUGGGGGGAUUUUGUGCCAAAUCAUGGUCUGUAUGUGACGAGGAAAACAUUUCGGUGUUUUUUCAUUCUUUAACUAUUAAACUUGGAAGAUGGGACAGGCUGUGUGAAGUGUGUCUUUGUGAAAGACUGCGAUGAAAAAACA